GGGAUGGGGGUUAUAAGCAAGGAAGAAGAACAGGGAAAUUUAAGAGUGUCAGAGUCACCGAAGUUACGGGGUUCACGAAGAGCAAAAUAAAACAACAAAUAAGCCGAGAAUGCGAAAAGAUCGGCCUCAAUGAAGGAUAUAUUAAAUAGGGAAUGAACCCCGCGAGAUAUUUUAAAAAGAGAACAGGUGGACGAGCCACACGGUUUCAUAUAGUUGAAGAGGGGAGUAAGAUGAGAAUACUCGUCGCCUCUAGACCACUCGUCAAUUAAUCGAUGCGUUUGCCCAGAGAGCAAAAUAAAGCUGGGUUAGGAUUUAAGGGAGGACGAACUCGUCUGGUUUUUUUUAUCUUUUUUCUUCCCCUCGCGCACACACAACCAUCCAUCUACCCGCUUCCUUUCCCUGUCUUCUACCCACCUACCGACCUAUAUGGAUGGGCGCGAGGGGAUUUCACUCAAUAUCGUUAUAGUAUGAAUCUGCCACUUUAGCGUUCGUGCGUGCAACAAUAAAAGUUAGGGAGCGGUCUUUAUUGGUUUUGAAAUAUACUACGCAUAGGUCUUAUUUCAAUAUACAUGUGUUUACGAAAACAUUAUAUCUAGAUUAUACUAGAGAUAUAU
Molecule: messenger RNA, 614 nt
Organism: Hypoxylon trugodes
Lineage: Eukaryota; Fungi; Ascomycota; Sordariomycetes; Xylariales; Hypoxylaceae
Exons: 1
Coding region: 273-485 (70 amino acids)
Source: RefSeq, a predicted model, not a curated record